ACUCUGAACAUUUGAUAGACCAAAAAAGGGUCCAAGGCGGCGUGACUUUUCUGUCAAUCUGCAUUCACAGGAUUAAUAUUUUCCGGUACCACUCGUAUUUGGGUAAACGUGGUUUCCCGGACUGUGCUUGGCAUGCUGCGGCGCAACAAUGCCGAUCCGGUCAUACGGCAGUUUAUCCUGCGCACGGCAGUCCUCAAUUAUCUUGGCAAGAGUCUGCGACAGCAGUAUAAUGAAUAUUGCGUUUUGAGCGUGAAGAUUGGGAGUGAUCAAGAGCUUACGGACCUGCCGACUGUUUCCGAGCCAUUUGAGAUGCAACGGGUAAAGACGGCUGCCACCCAUCGUCUGCUGAUGCGGGAGUACCAAGAACUGUUGGCCUACAUGAUGGACAAGAGCGAUCUGUGGGACAGUCCGGAGUACUUCAAGGCCAAGGCGGCCCUUGGGGCGGCUAUCCACAAUCUACGGGUUUGUGCACCCACCACACCAUUGGACUAAAACCAGCCGAGAGGGACAUUUGCCAACGAUAAACAACAAUUCCAUUCAAUCAGUAUAUAUACAUACAUAGUGAAACGAUC
Drosophila teissieri is the source of this 572-nucleotide messenger RNA. RefSeq lists its product as uncharacterized. The record is from RefSeq and is a predicted model, not a curated record. Bases 133 to 492 code for a protein of 119 amino acids. NCBI's taxonomy places the organism in Eukaryota, Metazoa, Arthropoda, Insecta, Diptera, Drosophilidae. The transcript has a single exon.